UUCAUCCUCGUCAGAAUCAAAGAUCUGAGGCACAACAGCCUUCUUUUUACAUUUCAGAAAAAUGAUAAAAGCAGGAAAUAAAAAAUUGACCUUAAAACGGGAGUUGGGGCUCACCAGUGCUGUAUCUUUGGUUGCAGGCAUUAUGAUAGGUUCAGGAAUUUUUAUGUCUCCACAGUUUAUACUGGCGUACGUUGGGAGUUCAGGAGCAAGCUUGAUCAUCUGGGCAGUGUGUGGUAUAGUAUGCAUGUGUUCUGCUUUGUCAUAUGCUGAGUUGGGAACCAUUAUAAGAGAAUCAGGGGGUGACUAUAGCUAUAUCCUGCGGAUUUAUGGACCUUGUCCUGCAUUCUUUCUGGCUUUUACAACCGUGUUUGUGAUGAGGCCAUUUGGGAUUAUAGCUGGUUCCCUGAGCUUUGCUAAGUAUGCUGUGGCACCAUUUUACCCAGGCUGUACACCUCCCAUACUAGUGGUAAAGUGUAUUGCUUCGGCAUGUGUGUUGGUGAUUGCAAUUGCCAACAUGCUAAAUAUACGUUUUACCAUGGCUACUCAAGUUGUCUUUAUGGGUGCAAAAUUUGUGGGUCUAAUGAUAAUAGUUACUGGAGGAAUAAUAACACUUCUACAGGGAAACUAUGGAAGCCUCUACAAUCUAGAAAGUGCCUUUGCAGACACAAAGCUUGGCAUUAGUACCGUUGGAAUGGCACUGUAUCAAUGCCUGUGGUCAUAUGCUGGGUGGCAAAACUUAAACAAUGUUACUGAAGAGGUGAAAAUGCCAGAGGUGAACCUGCCAAGAGCACUGAUGAUAGCUAUUCCUAUGGUAACAAUUCUGUAUCUAUUGGUCAAUGUCAGUUAUCUAUGUGUCAUGACACCUGCAGAGAUGAUAUCAUCCAGUGCAGUGGCUGUCACUUGGGGGAAUAAAGUAUUAGGAGGAUGGGGCUGGGUGAUGUCUAUUGCUGCAGCAUUCUCAGCCUUUGGUUCUCUAAAUGGAUCCUUUUUCAGUGGAGGACGAGUGUGUUACGUAGCAGCGAGAGAGGGACACAUGCCAGACAUCCUGGCCAUGGCUCACAUGCGCAGGCUUACUCCCUCUCCAGCCCUCAUUUUCAACACAGUCAUUGCUCUUAUUGUUCUCAUUCCGGGAGACUUCCAGGCCAUAGUGAACUUCUUCAGCUUUACUGCCUGGUUCUUUUAUGGGGUCACAAUAUCAGGUCUUCUGUAUUUGAAAAUCAAGAAACCCGAAAAUCCCCGGACAAUUACGGUACCUAUAAUUAUUCCCAUCCUGGUGUUGCUGGCUGCAGUGUUCCUGGUACUGGCACCCAUCAUUGAUGACCCUCAGAUUGAGUACCUCUAUGUGACCCUCUUCAUGCUGAGUGGCAUUGUGAUUUACAUUCCCUUCAUUCAUUUGAAACUGUUCCCUGGAUUGUUAAAUAAACUCACAGUCUUCCUUCAACUGUUCCUAGAGGUAGCACCAACUGCCAAAAACCUGUAAUGCUGAGGAAACAAAACUGUCAAAUUCAGUGUUUUUCAACUUCAGAUGUUAUAGGCUCUCACAUUUCUACAAAUCUAAAUUUGAAAAGAAAAAACAAAUCACUUCAUUAUUUUCUUUAAAUUAUACACCUCCUGGGUAUAGGAAAAUCAGAAUCUGAAUAUGAAUAAUUGCUAUUUUUUUGUGAAACAGAUGGUAAGGUGUAAGGUAAUAUAUUUGAUAGAAACUAUUCUUAAUUCAUCUUUUGGUAACACUUUACACUAAGGUUCCAUUUAUUAACUUUAGCUUUUGAUCAUUGCUGUACAUCUGUUUUGCAUUGAGACAACCCACUUUUGGCACCUACAAACAGGUAUUUUGGGAUCAACUACAUACAACAGUUCUUGUAAAGAAACUACAGUUUUAAACUUUAACAAAGGUGGUUUGUGGCUUCUUGCAAACAUCUGACUGUCGAGAGUGCAACUUAAAAAAUCUACAUCAUAACAUGAGUUCUGACCUUUGUCACAAAAGACUUUUAAGUGUUUACUUAAAGGUAAUUUCAGAUCAGCUUCUACAUUUGCAAAUGAAAUAUCUAAUACUAAUAAUAGUGGUUUAUCAGUUUACUGAUAUUGUAUUUUUUCUCCUCUGGCCAAAAAUCAAAAUCUUUUCCAAUAAAACUGUACAUAUAAACAAAUGAUUCUAGCCCUUAUAAAUCCAUAGUUCUUAAAAAUACAAAUGUUCUAACUACAGCACAAUGUAAUGUCCGAUGGAUUAUAUACAAUCAUACAAUCAAAGGAUGAAUUUUGAGAUUUUAAGUUUUGAGCUGAUAUAGAAUUUCUUAUGAUUUCUCAAGCGUGAUAGGGAAAAAGCAAGUCGUGUGUGAAGAAAGUCUUUUGUGACAAAGGUCAGAACUCGUGUUAUGAUGUAGAUUUUUUAAGUUGCACUCUCGACAUAUAAUAAUCUAUUACUUUUUCUACAUAAUUUGUAACACAUAAAUAUGGUAAAAUAUCUAUUUAGGAGUCUUAGACCUUUCCAACGAUGUAUAGUUUGUCAUGAUCAGAUUAGGAUUUAUUUGUAAUAUGGUGACAUAAACUUAGGUGUCCCACUGAGGGGACGGUGACAGUUAAAGGGUUAACUCUUUCCCCACCAAAUGCAGAAUUUUCUAUUAUUCAUGAGGCAACGCUUCACCACCAAACAUGGAAUUUUCUGUGUUUCACAGUUUUCACUGUUAUACACUCAGGGGCACUAUUACCCAUCUCCUGAAUGAGUCUAGAAUGUCCCGAUCAAAAAUAGAGGCCAGGAAGUCACACAAACGAGCGAUCUCAUAUGUACGCUUGUGCUUAUGAAAAAUAAUGUGUUCAUCAACAAUCAUGUAUAGUCUAUAUAAAUGAAAACUGCCAGGAAAAGGUCUGUCCAAGUUUUGGGGGUGCUAAUGGAAGUGAUCUACUUUUUUUUUUUUUUUUUGCUUGUUCAGAUAUUUAUACAACAAAAUAUUUUGCACUGUAAAAAUAAAUAGUUGAAAAAACUUUUAAAAAAGUAAGGCAACUUGAUGCAGUAAGACUUUUGAGUUCUCUCAACAUUUUUUUUCCCACAGUGAAUAUACUUUGUUUAGCUAGCAUAAAUUUGUUCAUGCAAUGCUGAUUGUCUUAUUUUGCUAAUAGAAAAAGUCUUUUCACAGCAACUGAAACAACAAUUACUGUCAUUGGGGUAGUUUAGAUUUUAAUGUAUCAACUUUUUGUUUAUUUAUAAAUAACAAACAGUGAGUUGUUAUAGAAACCCUAAUGGAUAACUUAGUCUAAUAUGUAGACAAGAUUGUCUUUGUUUGUAAAAUAUCUUACAAGACUAAAAUACAGUAUCCAGCAAACAGAUGUAAGUGGAUGAACAUACUCUAGGCCUCAAAACUAGACACACAAGAACUUGACAAACCUCAAGAAUGGUUGCAAUCAACAAAUGUUUAAAAGAUGAGCUCUUUACAUCACAGUGCAAUAAAUAACUAACAAUAAUGACAAAACAACAACAAAAAAAUUAAAUUAAGUCAGCAAACAGCAAAACAUUAAUCCUAUAACAGCAACUGCAUAAUUUAUUCAUGCUGCAAACUGCAUACUAGAAACUCACAAAGCCUUAGCAUUUUAACAAUAUGAAAUUCUUUGUUCAGACAACUGUGCUUGACUAGUUGGGACAACAUUUGGAGCAAUUAUUCUGGUCUGACAAGGGUUUUUAUGUUGUUUCAAGAAUUUUUUUUUUUUUUAGUACUUGACACUCAAAAUAUUUCAUAAACUGGAAAAUAUGCAUUUGCAUUCAACAGUUUGGGGGCCAUGCAAUUUUAGUAAAAUCAUCAAAAAUGCUGGCGGUGGCUGGCAACUUUUUUCAAAAACAAUGGUGGGAAAAGAGCUAAAAAAUUAAAAUAUAAUAAAUAUGUCAAUGAUGUUUUUGUUUUGUUUUUGUCCAGACAUAAAAUUGAAAUUUAAAAAGUAGAUUAAAAGCAGUGCUUACAUACAAACUGAAUACAUGUCUUCUACAGUUAACAUGUUUUUCAAUUCUGCAUUAAAAUUUGAAUUGAUCAUUUCUGGAUUAAUAAAGCAAAAAAAAAUUUUUUUGAUAAAUCCUUUAUCUGAGCUUCAUUUGAUGAGUUCAA
Molecule: messenger RNA, 4088 nt
Organism: Labeo rohita (rohu)
Lineage: Eukaryota; Metazoa; Chordata; Actinopteri; Cypriniformes; Cyprinidae
Product: b(0,+)-type amino acid transporter 1
Exons: 6
Coding region: 62-1480 (472 amino acids)
Biological process (GO): amino acid transmembrane transport
Cellular component (GO): membrane
Molecular function (GO): L-amino acid transmembrane transporter activity
Source: RefSeq, a predicted model, not a curated record